Messenger RNA from Ictalurus furcatus (blue catfish), 5255 nucleotides. RefSeq names its product ankyrin repeat and MYND domain containing 1 (gene ankmy1). The coding region runs from base 264 to 3473 and encodes 1069 amino acids. Gene Ontology annotation, molecular function: protein binding. Lineage: Eukaryota; Metazoa; Chordata; Actinopteri; Siluriformes; Ictaluridae. The transcript is spliced from 19 exons. The record is from RefSeq and is a predicted model, not a curated record.
GUGUGUGUGAGUGUGUGUGAGAGAGAGAGUGUUCGAGUGUUCCACGCGGGAAUUCUAAUUUGCUAAGUCCCGCGCCACUGUAACUAAGCAACGCAAAGGUCGCUUAAACACACUGGAUUUCUUAUCGAGCCUUUUCUGCUCCUGACUCCAUGAGUCUAACUCACGGUUUAAUGUCCGUCUGCUCGAGCUCCUUCCCUUCCUGAACCAUCCCGCAUUUCUGUUUGGAGCUCUAGAGAUUUCUAGCACAAUUAAAGGAAACCAGAAUGCCCUUGAAGGGAAGCGGAGUGUUGGAGGAGACGAAGGGCGGGUUGUGUGUGAGGAACGGUCCGGGAGUGCAGGAAUGGACAGACGGAUCCAGAUAUGAGGGAGAGUUCCUAAAUGGACUAAAACACGGCAACGGAAUUUUCACCUGGCCUAACGGAGAGUGUUAUGAAGGCUCCUUCUACAAGGAUUAUCGCCAUGGCAGAGGAACCUACUUUUGGCCGGAUGGCUCUCAGUUCAUGGGAAAAUUUUAUCUCAAUCGUAAAGAGGGAUAUGGCGUUCAUCUUUUCCCUGAUGGAAUCAUUUUUGAGGGUCUGUACCAUGCUAAUGAGCGUUUUGGACCGGGAGUGAUGUCAUAUCCUGAUGGCCGCCAGGAUGUGGGUCUGUGGUACCGCCAGUGGCUACUGAGACUCUGCACAACUGUUAAGGGAGGCUUCACCUUAAUGGACUUCCCAGAACACAUGGCCCGAAUCCCACAGCAAAACCUUACACAGAUCCAGUCUCUGCCUUCCUUCACAAUGGGGUCUUGUAUGGAAAGUCAGCACUGCUUCACAGUUGACACACAUCUGCUGGGCGACUCCUCUCAUCUGGAGGACGAGCAGUUCAUCCUUCCCUCAGGCAUUGAGCGCUACUCCACUGACUCAGACCACCUGCCUAUACCCCGGCGCCUGCGUCAGGAACUCGACUUGCACUUCUUUAACAGAAGCAAUAUCAGCAUGCCUUUGUUCCCUAACGGACUACCUCUUCAGCAGAGAAUGGAGGCUCACAUCCACACACACAGAUUUGAGGUAGAAGAGUUGGACUGGGAUGUUUCUUCUGUCCUGGCUAUGAACCGGGAUCGCUUUGGAUCCAAGGGUCCCCUGGAGCUCAGGUCAGAGAAGCUUAUUAGAGAGGCAUUGCUUGGUGACCUCCAGAAUGUCCAGAGCAUCCUUAGAGAUGGAACAGUUCACCCGGAUGUAGGCGAUGUGACCGGACACACUGCACUUAUCGCAGCUACGGUCAAUUGUCAUGUUGAUGUGAUCAACUUGCUGCUGGACCGUGGGGCCAAUGUGAAUAAGCUGAAUGAUGAAGGGAUGUCUGCUCUGGCUGUGUGCGGUGUUCUUUACUACCCACUCCAGUCUCUACAAGAGACAGUGGCUGAAAAGACUUCUCAGGAUGUCACCACAGAACCAGAGAUCAGUUUGUCCUCAACCCUGGCAAACAGCCCACAUGGGGCUGCUGCUAAGGAAAGUUCAAAAUAUGAUGUUGAUAAAGAACUGCCGGUCAUAGAUAGACAAACUAACCAGGUGAAGCCUGAAGAGUUCAGCACAGCUCAGGAGCCCGAAACUCUCAAGCACGCUGAGGAAAUUAAAACCCCCAGUAAAGAAGAUGAGGUUCUUCAGCAGAUGCAAAAUGGACAGGACAGAGUAGUAAAGGCUGAACUGUUGGAGGAACCAGAGCCCCUGAAUGGAAGAAUCCCGGUAGACAUAUCUGCUUGGCACCAAGGUGAUGAUGAGGGUGAAAAUGUCCUUUCUACUGAGAAAGAGGAAAAAGCCUACAGAAACAGGAGCCUAGGAAAAGACCCUUGCUUUGAAUUGGCUAGUUCUGUGGCUAGCUUCCACAUCAACACAACAGAGGACAUCAUGCAGCAGUCGGCUGAGGUUCUGUGUGAAACUGGUCAAGUGUCAUCCGUAGAAACCCAAGAGACAGUUCAGAGGAUGGCAUUCAUGAAAACUGAAAAUGAGACCCACUGGGCCACCAUGAAGCUACUGCUGGAGCGAGGAGCGGACCCAAACGUGUCCAGCAUUCCGAUGCCCGUCAUUUUCCUGGCCAUAAAAGCAGGCCACGUUGAAGCUGUGCAGAGGCUGCUGGAGUGUGGCGCUCGCACAGACCUACACUUAACAGCCGAGCAAAAGGGCCUGUACCCGCUCCACAUAGCAGCUGGACUAACUGGCCCAGAGGGUCCCAAAAUCACAGAGCUGCUCCUGCAUGCUGUUGCAGACCCUGAUGUGAAAGCACAGGACGCCAGCGAAGUGUACGAUCUGGACAAGGUUAAACUUCACGACGCUACAAAGAAGACCUCAAAGGAGGAGCAGGCGAGUGGUGGAAACAAGUCCCUGGGAUCUGAACUCCCAACCUGCAUUUAUCCAACCUCCUUAGAGUCUCCUAAGGAAGGGGGAAGGACUCCACUUCACAUGGCUUGCCAAAGAGACACGGAUUACGCAAAUGCCAGAGAAGUGGUCUCUAUUCUUCUCUCCCACAAAGCAAGCACCGACCAUCUGUGGAGUGGCCAUUCUCCCCUCUCCCUGGCCAUCGCCAGUGGCAACGACCUUGCUGUGGACGAGCUUCUGGCUGCUGGAGCUGAUCCUAACCUGCCCCUCUCCUGCCAAGUGGGCAGUGCACUGUGUGCUGCCGCCAAUAUCCACUACAACCCUGGGCCUCGUCUGCGCAAUAGAAUCAAACUGGUUGAGAAGCUGAUAAAGGCUGGUGCCAAUAUCCUGAUGCCUGUGGUGGUUGGCGAAAGGAGUAGGAGCGCUAUAGGAACAGCAGUGGAUUAUGCUUGUUAUAUGUUUAACAAGGACUGGCGAGUCGCUCACAUUCCUUACCACGCACUAAAACCGCAAGAGAGGGAGGCCUACAACGCCCGCCGUCAGCUCAUCACCAUGAUGGCAGAGUUGAUGAGACAGGCUGCCACCAGCAUGGAGAAGCAGCGUUUGGAAAACGAGAAGAGCCGAGGCAUACACAGUGUUAGUCCCACAGACAAGUUUGUCUUUACUGGAACAGGAGCCACACCCCCUGCAGAUAGAACAAGCGUGCAUAUAACUACAGAGGAGCAAAGAGAAUCUGUAAACGAGUCUAUGGUUCAAAAGAGAUCACGGAGCAAACAUGAAGCUAAGACUGUGAGGAAACCCUUGUUUAAGUACUGUUACCAAUGCGGCCGUUCGGCAUGGGUGUCGUUGACGCCCUGUAGCCGCUGCCAAGAAGUGUUCUACUGCAGUAAGCCGUGUAAGCUGAAGGCCUGGAAUGAACGUCAUAAGGAGGAGUGUCUCCGAGUGCCAGGAAGUGGACGUCCUGAGUGUAGUCACGUGUCUGAUGACCAGCGGUGCCUUCUUUCAAGCAAAAGCUCCAGGAAGGGCAACAAUCUGAAUUUCAAUUUGGAUAAACCAAACUCAAGCAAAGCAGCAUCACACACAUUCACGCAUCAGCCUGACGAAAAUUACAGUUUUAUUUGAUUGUGUAGGUGAAAGGAAGAAGCAAAACAACUUUAGGGGGAAGAUUUUCAAUGUUACCAUUAACUUUUGUAUUUUAACAGUCACUCAAGUCCGGGUCCUGCUUAUCUAGCACCCUGCUUCCAACAGACCUCGCUCUAACAUUCAAUUCCUCCUAAAAGUAUUGAUUAACAGGGAUCAGGGUGUUAAAUUAUAUUGGAGUUAUACUUCAGUUGUAAUUGAUUUUGUAAUACUCAUCCAUUGUAUUCACAGACUCAUCAGUAACUGACCAAAAAAUAUUGAUCACUUUCCCCAUAAGCUAUUGACAUUUAAACAUAGUAGUACAAUUCAUCACAAAUGUCCUCCGCUUAGAAUAACACUAGGUGUUAAGAAAUACAUUAAGUAUUAAGAAUAAAAGCAACCGCAAGUUGAAUUGUUAUAUUUCAACAUCAAAGUAUCUAAUAGUGGAUCAUAACUUUUUCUGUUAAUGCAGAAAAGAUGGUGAUACUUUACCAAGAAGAGUGUGUUUUACUGUUUCAUUCAUUUCCAUACAGUUCUACUCAUAAAGUGAGAUUCAUUCUUGACCCAAUUAUUUCAGUUCAGUUAAACUGUGCACAUCUAUUUCACGAAAUAUUUCAGCCUCUUCAAUUAUCCACAGGCAUCAAUGAUUCCAUUGUGCUGCACAUAUCCAGCAAUAUCACACAUUACUGUGCUACUAAAAAAAUCCUGAUGAAAUGAAACAAACACCAGCUUUACACCAACGUUGACAGAUAUUUAUUGUUUUUAAUUCACGUCACCCAGCAACAGGAGCUUAAAGUAGAAUGACAAUACAGGAAGAUCCCAUGACCGUCUGGUCCAAUGAAGCAGGACAAUGAAUUUAGUUCAUUUUAUCUUGCCUAAUCAUUUCAUAUUCUGGGACAGAUAUUUGAACUUUCCUUAAAUGCAUGUCCAUGCAUCCAAACAUGUAGAUCUUCUUUUUGUUUUGCUUAGUUUUUUUUUUAGUUUUUUUUUAAAUCAUGAAGUGCUGAAAAAAGGAAGUUGUUUAUAAAUUAGCAUUGUAAAAUGAAAUGAAGCACAGACUCACUGCUUGCACAGCUUGCUUAAGAGGUUUUUGAGUCAUGUGCCCCAUUGCAAAAAAACCCAUCUCUGCCAAGAAGUUGUUACUUUUUUUUUUUUUUUUUUUAAACAUUCAAAGGUACAGAGAAAGACAAAAUCAUCUGUAAAACUUACAUACAAAAAAGACAUAAUUCCCUCAGUCUCUCAGAGAUAAAAGGUCCAAUCAGCCACAUGAUUUUUCAUUUGGCAAUCUCGUCAGCUCACUAACUUUCCAGUUUUUCUUCACUGCCCUACUAACCCCCCCCCCGAAUCCCCCAGGUCCAGUUUGGUAGCAGGAAUGCAUUUGUAUUACCGUCUGAACCGCAGAUUGAUCACAAUCAGCACCACAAUUAGGAAGGCAGAUGGUAUAAUUCGACUCCCGUCACCUUUCACUUGUUUGUCCUCUGGGCUGUAGGCGUCCAGUUUGGGUCUGUCCAGUUUAGGCCCAAAGACCGGCGGUGCACUUCGGACACAGAGCUGCUCGCUGCACAUGCCGCUGCCUGAACCACUGACGUCAUCACCUAAAGGCAUAAUGGGAAGACAAAAUGAUCAUGAAAAGAUCUGAUGGCAUUUUUCAGAUGUCAGGUAGUUCUCAUUCUUGCAGAGAAUCCUCUUUUUCAUAGCUGCCAUUCAUUUCUCUCUCAUCUGUUUCCCAUUGUUUUCAAUGUGGUUACUAAAUUACUAAAAUAAUAAAAAAUAUUUAAAAAAUGA